Homalodisca vitripennis (glassy-winged sharpshooter) is the source of this 3795-nucleotide messenger RNA. Its product is annotated as homeobox protein ceh-30-like. Gene Ontology annotation, biological process: neuron differentiation; regulation of DNA-templated transcription; central nervous system development. The record is from RefSeq and is a predicted model, not a curated record. Gene Ontology annotation, molecular function: DNA binding; DNA-binding transcription factor activity, RNA polymerase II-specific. Bases 441 to 1034 code for a protein of 197 amino acids. Lineage: Eukaryota; Metazoa; Arthropoda; Insecta; Hemiptera; Cicadellidae. The transcript is spliced from 3 exons.
UAGUUUAGUCUUCAGCUGCAGGUCCACUUGUAGACCCGUGAAUAUUAGUGCUCUCGGUUAUCUACACUGUGACAACGAGUGGUUUCGUGUGUUUCAUCAAUAGAUGCUUGCCUAUUAAGACAGUUGUUCCCAAAGUGAAAUUCUGUUCAUAGUAGACUGAUUAUACUGAGUUUAAACUUGUGCUGAAAUUGGUUGGACUUGGAUAGAACCUGCUGUGGAUACGUUGUUCCUUCAAUUUCUGAAUUUAGUAGAAGUGUUGCAGAACUGUUUGACAGUGUUAUUUGUUAGCCAUUUUUGGGUCUUCUGGUUCAUGUCUUAAUCUUCAUCUUCUAGAGUGUUAAGGACUAUCGUUCCCAAAGGACUCUGAGAGAGUUAGUCCGGAACCUCUGGAGAGAGCACCUGCAUCAGUUUCGGUCCAAUGUGCUAAAUCAGCCUUCCCCAUGACGGACUUGUUCAGGAUGAUGCAGAACCCCUUGUUGGGCUACAAACCCUUGCAGUUCCUGGGUGCUCCCAUGCUGCUGAUGGCGGGCGGCGCCCCCAGCUCCUCCGGAAGUGACAGCGGCUCCCCCAGCCCUCCAGUAACUCCCGGGAAAUCGUUCACCAUCGAUGCCAUCCUCGGCCUUCACAACAAUUCCACAAAUUCUGCCAUAGACUACAGCAGCAGAUCUAUAGCCGAGGAUAAAAGUGGAGACUGCACAUCUGGCGGGAGGAAGAGCGGGAAGUCCAAGAGGGUCAGGACCAUCUUCACACCCGAGCAACUGGAGAGGCUGGAAGCAGAGUUCGAGAGACAGCAGUACAUGGUGGGACCAGAGCGACUGUAUCUCGCCCACGCCCUGCAACUUACAGAAGCCCAGGUGAAGGUGUGGUUCCAGAACAGAAGGAUAAAGUGGAGGAAACAGCACCUGGAACUGCAACAGCAGAGGCUGGCGGCGCUGAAGCAGCAGCAACACUUGCUUCAGCACGACCAAGAGCUGGAGAGUGAUCAGGAGAACAGCAGAGGGGAGCAGCAACAUUUUAUGGUGGCUCAGGAAUAGACGAGGACAGAGCGAUAGUGGCUGCAAGGUGACGAGCUUUAAGGGCGGAGUGCUAUCAAAGUUUUGGAUAUGAUGCUGGACCAGAUUUGAAAUUCCAAGGCGUAGUACUUUGAAAAGUUAUUGUUUUUGUAAAAAACGUAACAGAUCAUAAUUUUUGAUAGACUAUAUGGAUUUUAAUAUACAAAAUUCAUCCUAAAUCUGGAAAUAUAUACUUUGUUAUAUAUUUUAAACCGCUAUUUGUUUUUUUGGACUAUAGACACGAUUAUCAAAGAGAUCUUUCGACAGGUCCUCUCCGCCCUAUUUAAAAAGCAGUGCUGUUUAGACUUUUGGAAACUGUACAUUAUUGUAGCAAACAUAUCCAAUUUAAAUUUGUAAAACUUAAUAGUUAAUUAUAAUGUAAACAUUGUACUCUUUGAUUAUGGUGUUCAACUAUAAUAGAGACUCUUGAGUAGGUUACGAUCCUGCAGACUCGGUGAUUUUACUACUAUCGUUGAAUGUUUAUAUGUAUCAUAACUUGUGAAAAUGUUUAUUAUGAGCUUUGUCAACUAAUUUUAUGUACAGACCUUCUAAACAGUGUAUAUGUGUUUAAGUAAGUUAUUGUAUUAAUGUAUAUAUUUAGGUUCUUCUGUUGUUUUUCUCUCUUUUUCUGUUGUUUUAAAUUAUUGUCAUAGUGCUACGAUUCAAUAUCCACUAAAAUUAGUUCUAUGAACUUUAUAAAAGUAUUUAAUAUCAGUAAAUUCACGCAGUAAGGUCACAGAAAGACCUUUACAAGAAAUACAAUGCGUGCUAAUUUAGUACUCAAUGUUAUAAAUAUAAAAUUAUUACUUUUUAAUAAUGAAAUAUGAAUGAUUUAUUUCUAAAGAUGUAAAGUUCACAAACAGAUUUUGCUACUUUUAAAAACAAAUUAUUAUUAAUGAAAAGUUACUGAUUGGAUUGGAGAAAUAAUUAGCCUAUUCUUUCGGAAAAAAUAUGAAAAUUUAUCUAAUACAUUCUAUUAAUUUCAUCUGUUAUUAUUUUUGUAAUUAUGUACAUAUGCAAUUGUACUACUGUAUAAUACUGAAUUAUGCAAACGCUGUUGUACUAACUAUAUUAAAGUAUCUACUUACUUAUUAUGGCUGUAUGUUAAUAGUUCCAUAUCAUUGAGAAGGGUAUGGUCGUUUUAAGAUAAGAGUGUUUUACAUUUCCUGAACGAAUUACUUAUUAGGAAGCAAGUAUUAAACAACUGUGUAAUUUUUCAAUGAAAUAAUUAGUAGGACUGUAUUUACCGUAAUAAUAUAUGGUUUUAAAACUUGUUUUACUAGGAAAUAAAAACAAUGGAAAUUAUUUUUUGAAAAAUACACAGUAAGCCCUAAAUUAACUAUUCAUAUAACAAGAUCGAAGUUCCUUAUUUUUCAGUUUUAUUGUAUAGUUUUAAGUAGUUAAAUAUAGUUAUGUAAUCGUCUUACUAUUACAUGAAUCUUUGUUUAUGACACAUAAUUGUUUUGAUUAUUCAAUUCAACAAACACAUACAUUUGGUGUCAUUAAAAUUCAGCAAAAGUGUCUGUAAAGUAGUUUUGUCGCAACUGUUUUACCACCAAAAACUAAAUAACUUUAUUAUGACUUUAAAUACAGGUAUUUUAGUCAAUUUUUGCAGGGUAAACUAAUUACAGUAUGUAGUUACCAAAAACAUUUUACCCGUUUUUAAAAAAAAUAAUUGUGUUCUGUUGUUUUUUUUGUUGUUUGUAUAUACUAUUGUUUUUAAUAGAUGUUUUCUUAAUAUCUCAAAAGUUUUUAAUGAUACAGCCAUUAAAUUCUUAUGAGCUGCUCAACACAUGGCUACAAUCUGACUAUAAUCGUUGUGGUGAGUAAAAAAUAACAAUUUUAAUUUAUUUUAUAAUUGCUGCAUUAAAAAUAAUUUUAUACCUAUUUUGGAAUAUACUUAAUGUAAAUCUGGUUGAAAAUGAACACCUUAUUAAAACCAGAAAAAAUUAUUUUACAGUUUAUUUCAAAGGGUUACAAAAUCUGUGUACUUUUUUGUAUUUUUUUAAACAUUACAGCGUAAUUUGCGAUUUUUUUUAAUACUACGGAUAAUUAUAUUUCUAAGCAAUGCGUGUACUUAGUUUACCCUGGAAAAUUGACAAAAAUACCUGCAUAUAAGGUCACAAUCAAUUAUUUAGAUUUUGGUAACAAAACAGUUGCGACAAUGUAUACUACUUCCUUUCAAUUGUAUAACGUUGAGGUUAGAUGUUAAGAAAUAUGCACUUAUGUAUAGAAAUAUACACCGUUUUAAUAUACUGUUAAGAUUGAGUUAACUUUUGAAGUGCAUAGUAUAAUUUGAUAUUUUAUAAAUUCUAUUAUCAGUAAGUAAUUUUUUAUGUGGGGCUUAUAAUACAAUAAGAUUUCGUAGUGUUAAUACGAUUGUUCGUUUAUUAAUUACAAAAUUGUUUUUCUAAUAAAAGUUGAAAAUUUGUAAGUAACCUAUAUAUGUAUGCACACGGACUUGUCAUGUUUGUAAAAAUAUAAUUAGAAAGUAAUUAGAACAAUGUUCUAACAUAGCAGUUUAUUUUAAACGAUGGUUAUAAAGCAAUUGUUCAUAGACUAAUAAUUAAUUCAAGUAACAAUACUUCAAGUGUUAUCAAAUAUUGAGAAAUUCAUUUUGACGUUUUCAAUGUAAAGACAUUAUUUCACUGUCUAUAAAUUAGUUUAUUGUGUGUUAAUACGCUUAUAAUUGUUGUACGUUGUAAAUAGUAGUACACUACAAUAAAAAUGUCAAAUAUCUUUA